AUGUGCUCCUGGGUGGUAUCAGCCCUCUUCAUCCUUUUCGCAAUGGGUGGAGAGGGUCAGGAGCAUGGGCCGGUGUUCCUAAUGGAGCCGCCCUCGCGCCUGGUCUUCUCCAACAGCACUGGUGCCAGGGUUUCGUGUGCGGCUCACGGAGCACCCACUCCUCAGCUCGCCUGGCAACUGCCAGACGGCACCCAGCUGGACGACGCGCCAGGCCUAAGG
Messenger RNA from Iphiclides podalirius (scarce swallowtail), 219 nucleotides. Lineage: Eukaryota; Metazoa; Arthropoda; Insecta; Lepidoptera; Papilionidae. The record is from the annotation of a GenBank genome assembly.